This is a messenger RNA of Pangasianodon hypophthalmus (striped catfish), 5323 nucleotides long. RefSeq names its product neurturin. Gene Ontology annotation, molecular function: receptor tyrosine kinase binding; growth factor activity; glial cell-derived neurotrophic factor receptor binding. Lineage: Eukaryota; Metazoa; Chordata; Actinopteri; Siluriformes; Pangasiidae. The transcript is spliced from 4 exons. The coding region runs from base 333 to 995 and encodes 220 amino acids. The record is from RefSeq and is a predicted model, not a curated record.
AGGUGUGCGCUGUACUGCGCCAGGGACUUUGGCUGCGCGCGCGUGUGUGUCUGUGUGUGUCUGCGCGCCUGUGUGUGUGUGUGUGUGUGUGUGUGUGCUUGUGUGUGUGUGUGCGCGCGCGCGUGCGCGCACUAAACUGAGCUUUUCCACACUCUGUGGUCCAUAGUUUCGCUGGAAACUCAUUUGGAUUCGGAGCUUAAAACUAUGCCUCCGUAUUCCAGGGCAGAAGUGGAGACAGUGGAUCAGCCAAAGGAAACGUGUUUGGGGUUCAUUUUGAGCGGAUUGUUUGCAUCUGUCAUUUCGUGCAGAAGUGCGUUUUUACACACAGGUCCAUGAGAGGAGCGCGAGCAGGGCGCAGAAAAGAUGGCAAGAGGUGGUGGAAUCAGCAGGAUCCCAUUGCAACAUCUGCCCAGUGUCACCUGACCUACUGGAAGGUGAUUUUCCUAGUGAGUGUGUGUCUGCUGGAGAUUGUGGAUGGGCAAAGACUUGCAGAGAAGAGGGAAGAAUCACACUCCACCACACUGAUGGCCCCAAAAGAGCAGAGACAACCCCCAUGGGCCGCACUUUAUGAUCCAUCCUUGGCAGAGGAAGGAGAGGAAUACAGGGCCAGAUGGCAUCGUUCUCUAGCAGACAUUUCUGUUGCUUAUCGAAAAUCCCGCAAAGAACGCAAGAACCGAAAGCGGCAGCGAGAAAAUCUCAACCAGGACUGUCACCUUGAGAAGAAACAGAUGCGUGUGCGUGACCUGGGCUUAGGCUAUGAUUCAGACGAAAUCGUGCUCUUUAAGUACUGUGUGGGGACGUGCACGAGCUCACGGAGGAACUAUGACAUGGCGCUUAAAAUUCUGACUGAGAACGGCAGCAUCUUGGGCCGUGAUGUGAGCACUCAUCCAUGCUGUAGGCCUACACGCUUUGAGGCAGUGUCUUUCAUGGACACCCGGACAAACUGGCAAACCAUCCGGUGGCUCUCAGCAGCCAACUGCAGCUGCGUGGGGUGAGAGGAGGAGAGAGAGCAGCUUGGUAAAAAUGUCAGAAAGUCAGAAAACUCCGGGAUGGACGAAGACAAGAAUUUGUCGAGGUUGUACCUCUUCUGGCACCUCAGAUGGAGAGCACAGCUGGUUGUUCCAUAAGGAGCAACAUGACAGAUGCAGAUGUUGCAGCUGUUGUGCCAUGAAUGGGGUGGAAUAGCGGCAGAGAAGAUUAAUAAAGGGGCAAGCUAUAGUGCUCUCCUGUAAGAGAGAGUGGAGAGGAUGCUCAUCUGAUGCUGCAGGGAAUCCGAACUAAUUCACAUGAAAAGCAAACUGAGAAUGCAAUAUGAAAAGCAUCAUAUAAAAAAAGAGAUAAAAACUGUUAACAGUACCAUAGAGAAUGAUCCUUGGACAAUCUCACUAGGAGCCAGGAACUUGGUAGCCAAACCUUGAAGGAGGGUCUAUACUGUGGAAGGACAAAACUGAUAAGACACCACACACACACACACACACACACACACACACACAUUAUAUUACAUGUCACCUUCCCUUCAUAAAGUAACAGCCUCUGUCAUUAAGUUCUCAAACAGCCACUUGGGUGUCUGUAGUAUUCGUUAGACAUGUGCCGAUUUUAAAUAUUCAUCGUGAUAUUAAAUAUUUAUCGUGAUAAUUGCCUAACCUUUUUAUCCUGGAACAUUACAGUGUACUACAUGUUGACCCAGUAAGAACACAUUAGAUUUUGUCCAAAGUCAGGAACCUUGGAAGACAGUUCUACCAUGCCAGUGUAUGCAACACAAUGUAUGCUAAAGCAUGUUAUAUUGCUGCGUGGUUUACACUUAGAAAAGGUACCGAGUCCAGCUUCUUGCACUCUAUAGAAGACACAUGCAGCCUCUCCUUCACCUCGGCCCAGGAUGCACAUCAGCAUAGGCUCACGUAUUGCUACAUUAGCAACUCUUUUACAAUAGGGAGCAUUUUUUUUUUAAUGAUUUUUAAAAGGUCAGUCCUGAUUCCGGUGGAUUGAUGACAUUUAUCUUCUUGAAGCACCACUAACAUACUUAUUUCCUUACCUUAUUACCUCAUUGGCUUUUUUGCAUUGUUGUAGAACAACUGCAUUUUAUUUAAUCGCAGCUUUCUUGUUAUUAUAACAGUUUGGGAUCUAAUUAUGAUAUGCAUUGUUUUUAUGUCUUGUUUAUACAAAGGUUUGAGGACUAUGACUUCAGGUUCAGGUAAAUUAUUCAGUGGGCAUUAUAUACAGAAUUUGAGUCUUACAUUUAGCUGAAGGUGAGAUGUUGAGAUAAAGCAUUACAUGGCUUGUCUAGUUUGCAUGCCUGUGGGCAAAAGUUCACUCAAAGAACUUCAGAUAGGACUUUUAUUAUGCCAGUGUGGAUAUAAAAUUCGUAAUUGGGUGAGUUUUUGUUCUUUUGACCUUUAGAUGUCUUUCCUUCACACAAUGACCAUCAGUUACUGAGAUUUUUUUUUUUAAAUCUGCUUUUUGCUUUUGCUCUUGCUGAAGUUUAAUAAUUGUUGCACAGUUUGCGUCACUUCUAUUAUUCACAGAUCUCUUAUUCAUGGUAGAAGAGGAACUUGUCCAGGAACUGUGUAGUUUUCUUUCAGGACAGUUAUGAAACUCUUUAGUUUCCAGAACCUCAGUGAAAACAUGGCACUUGAUUUGUGCUGAGGUACUUGACACAGCAUUAAAAGAAGGAAAAUAUUCAGUCAACAUCACACACAUUUAUUUAUUGGACCUUAAAUAUGCCAAACCAAAUAUAAUACCGGUCCAAUAUUUUGAAACUGGUCCAGUUGUGAUACUCAGUAUUGGAUCGGUGCAGUCGUAAAAUUGAGGGGUCAGUCAUCAACCAAUUCAUGGUGUAAAGCAUGACAGUAACAAUACAUUGCUAAAUGCAAAUCCAAUUUCAUUUCAACAGUAUCUGCUCAUUAUCAGUAUUUUAAGUUCACUGUUCAUUUCAUAUUGGAACACACACUGACAAAUAGGCAGGGUAGUACUGCUUUUCAUACAGGCCAUGCUCACUUUCUCUUCAUGUUAUUUCCAUAUUGUGGCACAUUAUUUCUGUGUAAACCAAUUGUAUUUACAUGAAGGGAAUUGGUAACUACUGGUAUGAUAAGAUGGUCUAACCAUGCAGUGCUGGAAACAGACUCAGACUUAUGACUCCGACAUAAGAAAUGCAUCCCAGAUACCCAAGCAACAUUGUCUCUAAUGUUAUAUGGCAGCAUUUUAAUACUGUUUUUAACACACGCUUGUCGAUUUGGCCUUGCUCCUAGUCACUAUGUUGUGAACUGUUCCAUGGCUUCAGUAGUGCAAUUGAAGUUUGUAAGGUGACCCAAGAGGAGUCAACAUCACUGUAGGUUUCAACUUACAGUAUGUGUCCACUUGCAUGUGCCAGAUCUGUGUGGUGCAUGAUGGUUGUGAUACAGUUCAGCCACAAAAGUUCAGCAAAGUUCAAUUUGCUUCAAAGUUCAAUAUGCAAAUGAUGUUAGCCGAACAGAUGAGGGUAGAUGUUUGAGCAGGAAAACCUUUUUUUAAUUCCAUUCUAAAGAAGAUGAAUGUAGCUUUGAAUUAAAUUGUAAUAAUACUGAACAAAGAGUGGCUUAGUUAUUAGUUAUUAUUAAUAUUAUUACUAUUACAAAAUAUAAAUUAUAUGAACCUGCUAAAGAAAUUGAGUCUGAUUUCCAUCUAUCUUUUAUUGCAAUUCGAUGCCCUUUUUAAAACAAGGAUGUUUAAAAACAGUAUUACAACAUAAAGCAUAAAUGUAUAUGAGGUCCAUGAAAAGAAAAGAAACCCAAUCAUCCAUUUCUUUGAUUUGUGUGAGCUUUUUUUUUUUUUUUGCAUGCUGAAGGUUAGAAUUUGUGUUGCUUUCUGCAUUACUCCCUCUCAUUUUAAAGGAAUGAAUUGGUCUAAAAAGAAAAUGUACACAAUUUUUCAAACUUUUUCCUUAACUGAACACAGAAAGUGAAGUCCAUUUUGAUACUUGUCAUGUUUUGGGGGAAAUCUCAUUUGCUCUGAUAAGGAAAAAUACUUUUGGUGAGUCUGGAUCCUGUGAACCUGCAAAGGACGCUGUAUUUGACAUGUUAGUUAUUUUUGGACUGUUCUGUGUACAGCUGAUUGUUGUCUUUGCGUCAGAACGGUCUGAAUGAUGGCCACCUCUUCCCCACUGGAUGCUAUGCAUCCCCUGCUUUAUUUAAGGGAAAGGUUUAUUAGACAUAACUUAUCUAUUUAUCAUUGUAUUCGUAUGUUUGUUCCCAUAAUUAUUAGAUGCUUAUAAUUUAUCAGCUGACUGUUGUUGAAUUUACUACUCAUAUGUUUCCUUAAGGAUUGUAAAUAUUAAAAAAAAAAAAAAAAAAAAAAAAACAUUAUUACUGACACAGUUAAGGAAAGGAACAAUGUGUUCUCAUCAGGUUUUAAGCACCACAAUGCAAAACAAUCAAUUUAUCCAUACAUGGAUAAAUGAUGUAAUAUAAUUUAUAUUGUAACACAUCAAAACUCAGUUCAAUAUGCAAAGCCAUUAUUAUUAUUAUUAUUAUUAUUAUUAUUAUUAAUAUUAUUCAACUGUGUCUUCAAUUUCACUGUAAAGCAUCACGUAGACUCUAUUUUUGUACAUCUCUCCUGUAAAGGAAUAAAGGUUUUGUACUAGAGAAAAUGGCUGUGUGGUUUGCUUAUAAGGGAGAAGAGCAGAAAUGAAAGGUGUUAAUUUAAUAUUACUGCAAUAUUCAAUCUGUCCAGCUAUGGAUAUAUGUCCAGGUGGUAUCCAUUUACAUAUAACACUGAUUACUUAGUGAGUAACUACAUCUUAUUUCUGACCCCCUGAAAGCACCCUUCACCUAAGGGCCUUGGGGAGGCACUUUGUGGAAAUUUGUUGUGAUGUCCCUUCUGUGUAAAGGAUCUGUACUCUGUAGCAGAUAAAAAGGAUGUGCAGAUUUCUUUUCAUUAAGAGCAAGCAACUGAAGUUAAGUGAAAGCUGCCUAUGAAGCAAGAAGCUCAUGCUGCAUUCUGCACGUCUCUGUAAACUAACACAUACACCUAGUUUUGUUCACUUACCACAUCACCAUCAGCCUCUGAUUAGCUUGUUUUUAAAAUGGCUGAUGAGAUAAGACAAUUGUUCCUCCCUUUAGGCCUUAAGCCUUGUGAGGCAUUGUGUGUGUGUGUGUGUGUGUGUGAGAACAGUCAGCAGAGCAAAGCGUAAACUGUACUAAUCACGCAGACGGAGCUGAUCAUGUGAUUAUGGUCUUUCACGGUAGUGUUACAGGCUGAGCAAACCUGUGCCCUUUACAGUAAUAUGCAGUCUUUGAGCUUUAUUUUGUUAACACCCAGUUCAUUUAGUGUGGCCUUUAUGAUUUGUUUC